AUGGCAGCUUUUGACAUGUCUCUCCCAGAAGCAGUUGUUUCCCCAGGUAAGGGGUAUUGACUUGUCUGUUAUGAGAAAAUCUUGAUGACCAGCAAUUAAGCGGUAGUUUUUUUAUUCUUCAGGUGGUGUUGGUUUUGAUAUCAAUUGUGGUGUAAGACUGUUAAGGACAAAUCUUGAUGAAAAGGACGUUCGUCCUGUUAAAGAACAGAUAGCUCAGGUUAGAGAAAUACCCAAAACAACUCGGUGA
Messenger RNA from Porites evermanni, 247 nucleotides. Lineage: Eukaryota; Metazoa; Cnidaria; Anthozoa; Scleractinia; Poritidae. The record is from the annotation of a GenBank genome assembly.